AAAUAUUUCCCUUAUCAAAAAAAUUAUUGACACAUGGAGAGGCCUUGUUAUAAAAGAAAAGAAUCCAAAAAUUAAGUAAACCACACACUUCAAAAAAUUUAGUACCAUUAUAUUCACUCUUCAACUAAGUCCCUUUAUCAAAGCAUUUAACCACUUCUUCAUGACUCUUUACUCAACUCUCAUAUAUUUUUUCUUCUAACUUCCUCUCCAAUUCUCAAACUUAAUUUCUUCACAAUCAUCCAUCUUCAAAUGGAUAUCAAAAUUUUCAUUAUUGCAUCUAUCCUAACCUCAACAUUGUUCUUUGUUCUUUACAUUCCCACCAAAUUAACCAUACCAACCUCAAACUAUAGUCCUCCAAAUCCAAUGAAUAAAACCUUCAACAUCUCCAAUACCAACAAAAAAUAUCCAAUUAGUUUUGCAUAUUUAAUUUCAGGUUCAAAAGGAGAUGCUAUCAAAAUCAAAAGGUUGUUAAAGGCUUUGUACCAUCCAGGGAAUUAUUAUUUGAUUCAUAUGGAUCAUGGUGCACCAAAGAAAGAUCAUAGAGAUGUGAUUGAUUAUGUGAGUAAUGAACCUGUUUUUGGUCAAGUGGGAAAUGUUUGGAUUAUAAAGAAGAGUAAUUUUGUUACAUAUAAAGGUCCAACUAUGCUUUCUACAACUCUUCAUGCUAUGGCAAUUCUUCUUAGGAGUUGUAAAUGGGAUUGGUUUAUUAAUCUUAGUGCUUCUGAUUAUCCUUUGGUUACACAAGAUGAUCUGAUCCAUGCCUUUUCUGGAGUUCCAAAGCAUAUUAAUUUCAUUCAUCAUAACAGUCAUUUGGGUUGGAAAUUCAAUAAGAGAGGGAAGCCAAUAUUUAUAGAUCCAGCACUAUAUAGCCAAAAGAAAUCAGAUAUUUGGCAGGUUACUAAGCAAAGGAGUCUCCCAACAGCUUUUAAACUAUAUACAGGUUCAGCUUGGACAAUGUUAUCAAGAUCUUUUUCUGAGUAUUGCAUUAUUGGGUGGGAAAAUUUACCAAGAAUCCUCCUCUUAUACUACACAAAUUUUGUUUCAUCUCCAGAAGGAUAUUUCCAAACAGUUAUAUGCAACUCUAAAGACUACAAGAACACUACAGCUAAUAGUGAUCUACACUACAUUACUUGGGAUAAUCCUCCAAAACAACAUCCAAGAUCUCUAACACUCAAAGAUUAUAGGAAAAUGGUUUUGAGCAACCGUCCAUUUGCUAGAAAAUUUAAGAAAAAUGAUAUUGUUCUUGAUAAAAUUGAUAGAGAGCUUUUGAGAAGAAAUCGUGGACAAUUUUCUUUUGGAGGAUGGUGUUCAUCAUCAUCACAAGGUGGAAAGAAAAGAGCAUGUCAUAGUUUGAAAAUUGAGAAUUAUGGUGUUCUUAAGCCAAGUCUAGCCUCAAAAAAGAUGAAAAACAUGAUUUCAAAUAUUAUUUCAUUUAAAAAUUUACGCAAACAACAAUGUAGGUAACUUUAAUUUCAAUUUUCAUAUAUAAUUGAUCACUUGUAAAGAAUUUAGUCAUAUGAUAUAAUGGAGAAAUUUUGUGAGUUCAAGGUUUAUA
Molecule: messenger RNA, 1555 nt
Organism: Medicago truncatula (barrel medic)
Lineage: Eukaryota; Viridiplantae; Streptophyta; Magnoliopsida; Fabales; Fabaceae
Product: beta-glucuronosyltransferase GlcAT14A
Exons: 4
Coding region: 250-1464 (404 amino acids)
Cellular component (GO): membrane
Molecular function (GO): glucuronosyltransferase activity
Source: RefSeq, a predicted model, not a curated record